Messenger RNA from Salmo salar (Atlantic salmon), 5147 nucleotides. Lineage: Eukaryota; Metazoa; Chordata; Actinopteri; Salmoniformes; Salmonidae. The record is from RefSeq and is a predicted model, not a curated record.
AUGACCCCAUUGGCCCGAUGUGACACCCUCCAUCGCUCAGGGCUGAGGAUUGUGCUGCUGGGAUGCAAAGAUGCUGGGAAAAGUUCAGCAGGAAACACCAUCCUGGGCAGAGAGGAGUUUGACCUGAGGAGAACUGCUCAGUGUGUGAAGAAACAGGGAGAAGUAGCAGGGAGGCAGGUCACUGUAGUCGACACUCCAGGCUGGUGGGCUAAUCAACCUGUAGAGAGGACUCUUGAGCUGGUUAAACAGGAGAUUGUGCUCAGUGUGUCUCAGUGUCCCCCAGGACCCCACACUAUCCUCCUGGUCAAACGGGGGGAUCAUUCAUUCACUGAGAAAAACAGAAGAUCAGUGGAGGAACACAUGGAACUUCUCAGUGAGAGAGUCUGGAGUCACACUAUAGUGCUGUUUACCCAUGGGGACUGUCUAGGAGACACAACCAUUGAGCAGCACAUUGCGAGAGAAAGGGAGGCCCUCCAGUGGCUUGUUGAGAAAUGUGGAAACAGGUAUCAUGUCCUCAACAAUGAGAACAAGGGUGAUGUCACUCAGGUCACAGAGCUGCUGGAGAAGAUAGAUGAGAUGGUGACAGGAAACAGACGAGGACAUUAUGAGAUAAAGAGAGAGAUACUACUGGAGAUAGAAGUGAAAAGGAAGGGAAAUAAGGAGAGGGCAAAACAGAGACUGAAGAAGGUUCAGGAACAGAGAAAGACCCUCAGAUCACCAAUGGGGAUUCAGGUCAUUGCCAUAUAUGACUGUGAGGCAGCUGAUGAAGAUGAGUUGAGCUUCUCAGAGGGUCAGCUGAUCAACGUGCUGGAUAAAGUUGACCCUGGUUGGUGGGAAGGAGAGCUCAACGGGGUCACAGGACUGUUCCCUGCCAAUUACGUCAAGAUUACCACCAUGGAAUCUGACCAACAAUGUGACUCCCUCCAUCUCUCAGAGCUGAGGAUUGUGCUGCUGGGAUGCAAAGAUGCUGGGAAAAGUUCAUCAGGAAACACCAUCCUGGGCAGAGAGGAGUUUGACCUGAGGACAGCUGCUCAGUGUGUGAAGAAACAAGGAGAAGUAGCAGGGAGGCAGGUCACUGUAGUCGACACUCCAGGCUGGUGGGCUAAUCAACCUGUAGAGAGGACUCCUAAGCUGGUUAAACAGGAGAUUGUGCUCAGUGUGUUUCUAUGUCCCCCAGGACCCCACACUCUCCUCCUGGUCAUACGGGGGGAUCAUACAUUCAAUGAGAAACACAGAAGAUCAAUAGAGGAACACAUGGAACUUCUCGGUGAGAAUGGCUGGAGUCACACUAUAGUGCUGUUUACCCAUGGGGACUGUCUGGGAGACACAACCAUUGAGCAGCACAUUGAGAGUGAAGGGGAGGCCCUCCAGUGGCUUGUUGAGAAAUGUGGAAACAGGUAUCAUGUCCUCAACAAUGAGAGCAAGGGUGAUGUCACUCAGGUCACAGAGCUGCUGGAGAAGAUAGAGGAGAUGGUGACAGGAAACAGAGGAGUACAUUUUGAGAUAAAGAUAAAUAUACUGGAGAUGAUGGAAAAGAAAUGGAAAGCAGAGGAAGAGAGAGCAAAACAGAGACUGAUGAAGGUUCAGGAACAGAGAAAGACCCUCAGAUCACCAAUGGGGAUUCAGGUCAUUGCCAUAUAUGACUAUGAGGCAGCUGAUGACGAUGAGUUGAGCUUCUCAGAGGGUCAGCUGAUCAACGUGCUGGAUAAAGUUGACCCUGGUUGGUGGGAAGGAGAGCUCAACGGGGUCACAGGACUGUUCCCUGCCAAUUACGUCAAGAUUACCACCAUGGAAUCUGACCAACAAUGUGACUCCCUCCAUCUCUCAGAGCUGAGGAUUGUGCUGCUGGGAUGCAAAGAUGCUGGGAAAAGUUCAACAGGAAACACCAUCCUGGGCAGAGAGGAGUUUGACCUGAGGACAGCUGCUCAGUGUGUGAAGAAACAAGGAGAAGUAGCAGGGAGGCAGGUCACUGUAGUCGACACUCCAGGCUGGUGGGCUAAUCAACCUGUAGAGAGGACUCCUGAGCUGGUUAAACAGGAGAUUGUGCUCAGUGUGUCUCAGUGUCUCCCAGGACCCCACACUAUCCUCCUGGUCAUACGGGGGGAUCUUUCAUUCACUGAGAAACACAGAAUAUCAAUAGAGCAACACAUGGAACUUCUCAGUGAGAAAGUCUGGAGUCACACUAUAGUGCUGUUCACCUAUGGAGAUUGUCUGGGAGACACAACCAUUGAGCAGCACAUUGAGAGUGAAGGGGAGGCCCUCCAGUGGCUUGUUGAGAAAUGUGGAAACAGGUAUCAUGUCCUCAACAAUGAGAGCAAGGGUGAUGUCACUCAUGUCAUAGAGUUGCUGGAGAAGAUAGAGGAGAUGUUGGCAGGAAACAGAGGAGGACAUUAUGAAUUAAAGAGAGAGAUUCUGGAGAAGAUAGACGUGUGGAGGAGAAAAAAGGAAGAAAAAGCAAAACAGUGGUGCAUGAAGGUGAAGAAACAGAGAGCGAUCCACCAAACAUUUAUAGGUGACUCCGUCCAUCUCUCAGAGCUGAGCAUUGUGCUGCUGGGGCAUAAUGUAGUUGGGAAGAGUUCUGCAGGAAACACCAUCCUGGGCAGAGAGAAGUUUGACUUGGAGACAACAGCUCAGUGUGUGAAGAGACAGGGAGAAGUAGCAGGGAGGCAGGUCACUGUGGUUGACACACCAGGUUGGAAUUGGACUGACCCUGUAGAGAAGAGUCUUGAGCUUGUUAGACAGGAGAUUGUGCUCAGUGUGUCGCUGUGUCCUCCAGGACCCCACACUCUCCUCCUGGUCAUACGGGUGGAUGUUUCAUUCAACGAUGAAAAGACAAGUGCUGCAGAAGACCACCUGGAGCUUCUUAGUGAGAGAGUCUGGAGUCACACUAUAGUGCUGUUUACCCAUGGGGACUGUCUGGGAGACACAACCAUUGAGCAGCACAUUCAGAGAGAAGGGAAGGCCCUCCAGUGGCUUGUUGAGAAAUGUGGAAACAGGUAUCAUGUCCUCAACAAUGAGAAGAAGGGUGAUGUCACUCAGGUCACAGAGCUGCUGGAGAAGAUAGAUGAGUUGGUGGCAGCCAACAGUGGAGAUGUGUUUUACCCUGAAAGAGAAAGUAAAGAAGAAAUUAACUGGAAACGUGAGAUAUGGGAGAAACCAUAUUUGACAUUAAAGGGAGCUCACAGCAUAGACCUUCCUCUGAGUAUGAGUGGAGACAGCAGACCUGAGACUGGAUAUGAUGGUUCAGAACAGAUGUCUGGGUUUGGAUCUGUAGCUGAAUCUCUGCUGAGGCUAGAGGUACCUGGAGAAUACAUAUCUGAUACCCAGUCUCUGAGAAGCUCUGUGUACAGCUCCCAGACAUCAGAACCAGUAUGUGAGCACAACUCUGGAUCAAAGAGUUCUAGAGCAACAUCCAGCUUGGAUUGCAUGAGACAGAAGACUCUAUACUCUAGUGGCAUAUUAAACCCUGAAUCUGUAGACAGCUCUGCAUCUACACCAGAGGAACAUACCCUUGCUGUUGUAACAAAAUUAACACCUGAAACAUCCACAGAAUUUAGAGAAACUACAUACAGGCUUCAGUGCUCCCAUGCAGGUCUGUUCCAGUGCAGUUUGACAGGGCUGGUGUUUCUGAUGAAGGGGGAAAUGGAGGUGCUGUACAGAACUGUCCAAUGGGAUGAGAAUCUCCUGCACUCCACAGGCCAGACUCCUGCAGGACCCCUGUUCAGUAUUGAGUGUCUUCAGGGGUCUAUCUGUCAGCUACAUCUCCCACACUGUGAGAUUCUCUCUGGAGAUGGUCUUGAUUCCCUGUCUGUGGCCCAUGUUACUGGUGACAGUGUGGAGGUUUUACCACCACUGAGGGUGACUGACACACACGUAGUGGUGAACAUCACAGACCUCUCCUUAUGGGGCCUGGUCAGAAUGUUUAUACCCUUCCUCUCGAUCAAGGGACAGGUGCUGCCUUUCCUCCAAUCAUUCAGCCAUCUUCGGUCAGUUCUGAAUGUGAUCGUCCUGCCAUCGAAUGUGCCCCUCAAUGAGGUGGAAGAGAAACAGAGAGCAUGCACUUACAUACCAGUCUGUUCAGACUGCACUCUUACUCGAGGAGAAACAUACAGUCUCUCCUGUGAUCUGAAGAAGAUACAGGACAUCUACCCUAAAGCUAAGCAUAUUCAGAUAUACUGGGGCUACGGUCCAAACUACCACCCCACCUUUCAGGUGUUCCUGAAACCAGACACAGAGGAUGUGGAACUGAGACUUCUGGAAAGAGGGGCUGAUGGAGAUGAGGUGUGGACGGGGCGUGUCCUUCUGCAAGAUGCUGUGUUGGUGGGAGGGGAUCAGGCUGGGACCAGUCAGAGGAGUUCUGCAGAGCAGCUGCUGUGUUCUAGGAGGACCGAGUUUGUAAAUCGAGUGUCAGGACCUGUGCUCGACAGUCUAUUGGACAGACUUCUGCAAUGGAAAGUUCUCAAUGAACUUGAAAUGGAGAAAGUGAAGGUGAUUCCUGAGAGGGCAGUGAAGGCACGUGAAGUCAUUGACAUGGUUCUGAAUAAAGGAGCUAAAGCAUGUUCCAUAAUGAAAACCCUUCUGGUUGAACUGGACCCCUUCUUUUGCAUAACACUUGGCUUCCACUCAAACAUGUUGGAGUAUGAGGCAUUGAUGAGCAUGGCCAAUGAUGUCUGCAUUCAAUGAUACAAUUGGUCUGAAGUUUGCAUAUUGAACUAAAUCUAUUUACCUUAACACUGCCGCCAUUGUUCAUUGACCAACAUUAAUUUUAUAACAGGGUAGGAUGUGAAGUGCUCUGUUGAAACUAAUGCAAAAACCUUCCUAAAGCGUGAUCUGUAGAUACAGAACCGCCUCACACCUACGCACUAGAAUUAUAUUAUUUGAUUUGGGAUACUCAGAAGAGCAAUGUUAGCACUUUGUCAUGUGUGCUGAUUUUAGACGGUAUAAGCUCUAUACCGUAUUUAUGUCAGAUAGUAUUUGACAUGAUAAUCACCUUCAUGAUUAGGUGGCACAUUAUGUGAUUGAUGUUUCAACAAUAAUAGCUAUUAAUUUUGAUUCUAUAAAUAAAAAUUACUUUAAUUUUGGUCAAAUAUUAAAAUAAAAUCUAUUUUCUUAUUUAAAUUUAUAUCAAUAAAGAUUUCCAAUUACUA